CCACUCUCCCAGUCUGCAGGAGAAUCUGCAGGAUGUAAGUUAGAGAAGAGGCAAUUCCUAUUUCUGUGGAGCCACAAUGACAAAACAUGCCCUUUUGAACACUCUGGACACACUCGGAGAAGACGACUUUGAGCGUUUCAAGUGGUUCCUUCAAGAUGAACGCCUUAAAGACUCCUCAACCAUCCCUAGGAACAAGCUAGAGAAUGCAAAGACGUGGGACACAGUUGACCUGAUGAUCCAGACCUACACACUUCCUGGAGCUGUGAAGGUGACCGAUCAGGUUUUAAAAAAGAUCAACAGGAAUGAUCUGCUGCCGAGUUUGUCAGACAGCAGCUCAGGAACAAAAGAUGUGAUGGCUCUGGUACCGCUAACCAUCUCAAAUUACCAGCAAAUGCUUAAAUCCAACCUUCAGAACAAGUUUAUCUGUGCACCAGAAGGGUGGAAGACUGAUAAACAACCACUUGAUGAUAUCUACACAGAGCUUUACAUCACAGAGGGGGGUGACGUACACAUCAACACGCAGCAUGAGGUCAGGCAGCUUGAGACGGUGGGGGUAAAACCAGCAGGAACAGAGAAACCAGUUAAACCUUGUGACAUUUUCAAAUACCCCUCUGGAAAAUACAAACCAAUGAGAACAGUGCUGACAAAUGGAAUUGCAGGAAUUGGCAAAACCUUUCUUGUGCAAAAGUUUGUGUUGGACUGGGCUGAAGGAAGAGCCAAUCAAGAUGUGCAUCUAAUUUUCCCCUUCACCUUCCGCCAGCUGAAUUUAAGGGAGAAAAAGGGAGAAAAGUUUUCCUUGGCAGAGCUCAUUCAUGAAUGUAUCACUGAGACCAGAGACAUUAAGGAAGAAGCUCUUAAUCACAUCUUUACAACUCUGCAGUCAUCAGGAAACACCAACUAUGACAAGAGCAAAUUCAAACUUCUCUUUGUUUUGGAUGGACUCGAUGAGAGUCGCCUUCAUCUGGACUGCUCUACCAGUGAAAAUCAGGCCGUUAACUUUGAUGUGACAGCUUCCACCUCAGUGGAUGUGCUGCUGACGAACCUCAUCAAGAAGAAACUGCUUCCCUCUGCUCGCCUCUGGAUAACCACACGACCUGCCGCAGCCAAUCAGAUCCAUUCUGAUUUUGUUGACAUGGUGACAGAGGUCAGAGGGUUCACUGACCCACAGAAGGAGGAGUACUUCAUGAAGAGAUUCGGAGAUUCGGAGCAGGCCAGCAGAAUCAUCUCCCACAUUAAGACAUCACGAAGCCUACACAUCAUGUGCCACAUCCCGGUCUUCUGCUGGAUCACUGCUACAGUUCUGGAGGAUGUGUUGAAGACCAGAGAGGAAGGAGAGCUGCCCAAGACACUGACUGAGAUGUACGCAGAGUUCCUGGAGUUUCAGAUUCAUCAGACAAAUGAGAAGUAUGACCAAAAAAAGUGCAUUCAGUGCAUUAAGUCAUUAGCAAAACUGGCUUUUCAGCACCUGGAAGAGGGCAACCUGAUCUUCUAUGAGACAGAUCUAAAAGAGAGUGGCAUUGAUGUCAGUGGAGCCUCAGUGUGCUCAGGAGUGUUCACAGAGAUCUUCAAAGAGGAACGUGGGAGAAGGAAUGACAAGAUGUUUAGCUUUGUCCAUCUGAGUGUUCAGGAGUUUUUGGCAGCUUUCUACGUACAGAGGGCAGUCGUUAAAAAACAAAAGAAUGUGAUGUGUGAGCCAGGCCAAACUUGUGGCGGACAAAUGCAAACGUUUUUUAACAAAACUUCUAUGACUGAGAUCCACAGGUUUGCUAUUGACAAGGCCUUGGAAAGUCCAAAUGGACACCUGGACCUGUUUCUCCGAUUCCUCAUGGGUCUUUCACUGCAGACCAAUCACACCUUUCUAAGACGCUUUCUGAAAAAGAAAAGAAGCUCAGAGACCAAUCAGGAAACAGUCGAGUACAUCAAGAGUAAGAUCAGUGAGAAUCUGUCUCCAGAGAGAAGCAUCAAUCUGUUCCACUGUCUGAAUGAACUGAAUGAUCGUUACUUAGUGGAGGAGAUCCAACAGUCCCUGAGUUCAGGAAGUCUCUCCACAGAUAAACUGUCUCCAGCUCAGUGGUCAGCUCUUGUCUUCAUCUUACUGUCAUCAGAAAAUGAUCUGGCUGUGUUUGACCUGAAGAAAUAUUCUUCUUCAGAGGAGGCUCUUCUGAGGCUGCUGCCAGUGUUCAAAGCCUCCAACAAAGCUCUGCUGAGUGACUGUAAUCUGUCCGAGAUAAGCUGUAAAGCUCUUUCCUCACUACUCAGCUGCCAGCCCUCUAGUCUGAGAGAGCUGGACCUGAGUAACAACGACCUGGACGAUUCAGGAGUGAAGCUGCUCUCUGCUGGACUGGGUAGCACACACUGCACACUAGAGACUCUCAGAUUGAGUCAAUCUAAGCUCACAAAGAAUUGCUGUCAGGAGCUCUCAUCAGUUCUCAGCUCUGAGUCCUCCCGUCUGAGAGAGUUGGACCUGAGUUACAACUAUCUGUGGGAUUCAGGAGUAAAAUUGCUCUCCGCUGCACUGGAAAGUCGUCACUGUACACUGGAGACCCUCAGACUGAGUGGCUGUAACCUGUCAGAGAGAAGCUUUGAAGCCCUGGUCCCAGUUAUCAGCUCCCAGUCCUCUAGUCUAAGAGAGUUGGACCUGAAUAACAACAGCCUGGAGGAUUCAGGAGUGAAGCUGCUCUCUGCUGGACUGAAUAGUCCUCACUGUACACUUGAGACUCUCAGGUUGAAUAAAACCAGGCUUACAAAGAUAUGCUGUCACGAGUUCUCAUCAGUUCUCAGCUCCCAGUCCUCUAGUCUGAGAGAAUUGGACCUGAGUAACAACGACCUGCAGGAUUCAGGAGUGGAGCUGCUUUCUGCUGGACUGGAGAGUCCAAACUGUAAACUGGAGACUCUCAGGCUGUCAGGCUGUCUAAUCACAGAGGAAGGCUUUACCUAUCUGGCCAAAGCUCUGAGAUCCAACCCCUCCCACCUGAGAGAGCUGGACCUGAGCUACAACCAUCCAGGAGACUCAGGAGUGAAGCUGCUGUCUGCUGGACAAAAGGAUCCACACUGGAGACUGGAAACACUCAGAGUUCAACACGUUGGACCUCAGAGGCUGAAAUCUGGCCUGAGGAAGUAUUCCUGUGAACUCACAUUGGACACAAACACAGUAAACAGAAACCUCAAACUAUCUGAAAACAACAGGAAGGUGACAGUAGGGAGAGCGAAGCAGCAGUAUCCUUAUCAUCCAGAGAGGUUUGACUCCUGGUAUCAGGUGAUGUGUACAAAUGGUCUGACUGGUCGCUGUUACUGGGAGGUCGAGGGGAGAGGAGAUGUCGAUGUAUCGGUGACUUACAGAGGAAUCAAAAGGAAAGGGAAAAGUACUGACAGCUGGUUUGGAGGGAAUAGUCAGUCCUGGUGUCUUUAUUGCUCCGAUGUUGAUGGUUACUCAGUCAGUCACAAUGACAGAAGUAACCAUUGCUCCUCCUCCCCCUCCUCUUCCUCCUCCUCCUACAGAAUAGGAGUGUAUGUGGACUGUCCUGCUGGCACUCUGUCCUUCUACAAAGUCUCCUCCGACACGCUGAUCCACCUCCACACCUUCAACGCAACAUUCACUGAACCUCUUUAUCCUGGGUUUGGGCUUGGGUUGCCUGGUUCAGUGUCUCUGUGUUCACUGUAGGAGGGAGAGUCUCCUCCUGUGUAGAGAAACACGAACACUGCCGACAAUCACACACACUCCUUGUAUAAGUCACACUGACUCAAAUUACAAGAAAGUGUAUGAUGGUUUAGUCUUAAGAUUAAGAUAAGAUUUUAUUGAUCCGAUGAGGCAUUUUGAGGCAUUUUGCGGCAUUGAAAAAGUCAGACUACCACCUAGAGGUGGCGAUUUUGACUUGUUUUUAAAACAACGUGAGGCGUUCUGGAUAUUCACCCUACAAACCUUGUCUCCCAAAGGUUUGAAUGAUGAAUUAUUAUUAAACAUAAGAUUUUUCCGAUGCUCUAUUCGAUUUCAUUUCAUUUUAUUUGUACUUAUUUCAAACGUAUAAUACUCGUUCUUUAUAAUGUGAUAUAUUUUGUCCUUUCUUUUCUUUUCUAGGGACAGACUGUAGAAGAUAACCUAUGCAAACUCCUAAAAAUCCUGUCCUAUAAAAGAAAUAGAAAAGUAUUGAUCUUGGCAUUAUAGCCUUUCUACAAUUUCUAUAAUUAUCGUCUUUAUGUGGUUUUUGAUUGAAGACAUACCUCCUAUAUAUUAUGUAUUAUGUGUAUGUUUUCAUGAUGUUUGUAGGCUUUUAGUGCCACAUAUGAUGUAAAUUGAUUCUUUAUUUGUUGAUGGUUCCGAUUUGUGGAUGACUUAUUGAUGUCAUGUGAUUGGGGCAAUCGGAUUGGUCUACCAACCCAUUUACGAACCCCAAAUGCUAUUUAAAUGCAUGCAUCCUCAUUUCCAUGUAAAAUAACCUGAUGAAGGUCUACGUACCGAAACGUCGUGACUAAAAUACAUUUAUACGCAAGUGAAGAAGCCAGUGUGCGGGAGUUUUUGUUCUAUAUUGAUCCGAUGAGGGAAAAAUUCAGAUGUUGCACCAACACAGGGACAGAAGACAACUAUAAAAUAAAUAAUAAUAACAAGUAUAAAAAUAAACAUAAGAAUAGAAUAGAUAUGGGGCAAAUAGACUCAAUGCAGUAUGCAAACAUGAUCAGUUGUACUUGAACUACUAGUGCAUACCAUCUCAGGCAAAGUUACAUUAGAUUUUUCCUUUCAAUUGUCAAGUUUGAAAGAAGCUGUAUUUAACAAAUAAUACAUAGUUUUCUUUCUUUUGUCAGAAAAUUUGAUUUAUUGAUUGUUAUCUGGAUUUGAAAGAGAAUAUUACUUACUUACUUUUGUUCUUGCAUUUCCAUUCUUCACGGUAGUGUUUUAUUCUGAAAGGAACCUGGUAUCAAGUUUUAACCAUAACUUGAAAGAAAGACAAAGAAUAAAAACGUCACAGUUGAGUAAAAAGUGUAAAAAGAGUUAAAACUGCCAACCAUCACUCAUGGACCAAUAGGAUUUUCUAAUGCUGUAAAAAUGUAUCAUUAAUAACAGAAUAUUGAAAUAUUGCAGUCAUUACAAUGAGUCAUGCCACUCUGUAACACAGACAACGUGUAAUAACAACACAUACUCUUUUUUUAAAGUAGCAUCAGUGGUGAUUCUGAUAUGAUGUGAACUGUUUCAAACUUCUCUCUUGGUGAAAAGAGAGCAAACAGCUCUAAUUGUUUUGUGACGACAAAGGGUGUUUUUCAGCACCCUAUUAUGAAUUUGUAUUUUUCCUCUAAUUGUUUUUCUUUCAAUUUAUAUGUAGUU
This is a messenger RNA of Anoplopoma fimbria (sablefish), 5314 nucleotides long. Its product is annotated as NACHT, LRR and PYD domains-containing protein 12-like. Gene Ontology annotation, molecular function: protein binding. Lineage: Eukaryota; Metazoa; Chordata; Actinopteri; Perciformes; Anoplopomatidae. The transcript has 10 exons. Bases 77 to 3661 code for a protein of 1194 amino acids. The record is from RefSeq and is a predicted model, not a curated record.